AGUUAAACUAAUUACAUACGUACUUAGCUACUUUAUCUUGUACCAAAAUAUUCACCCUUUCCACUAUAUAUAUAUACCUCAUUUCUCCUCGUGCUCUUACACCAAACAAACAAGUUUCCUAGCUUCGUUCUUUAACUUUCAACUACAAAAUUCUAUCACUCUUAAUACACACAAAAAACUACAAGAAAACUAUACUACAAGAUCAACAACAACUAACACUAACAAUUUGAAAGAUGGGAAGAGCUCCAUGUUGUGACAAGGUUGGACUUAAGAAGGGUCCUUGGACUCCUGAAGAAGAUCAAACCUUGAUCUCUUUCAUUCAACAUCAUGGCCAUAGCAAUUGGCGCGCCCUCCCCAAACAAGCUGGAUUAUUGCGAUGUGGGAAGAGUUGUAGAUUGAGAUGGAUAAAUUAUUUGAGGCCGGAUAUUAAAAGGGGAAAUUUCUCAAGAGAAGAAGAGGAUACCAUUAUUCAACUUCAUGAAAUGCUAGGAAAUAGGUGGUCCGCUAUAGCAGCAAGGCUUCCAGGAAGAACAGAUAAUGAAAUAAAAAAUGUGUGGCACACACACUUGAAGAAGAGGCUCAAAGAAUACCAACCAACAAAAUCACAUGCUAAAAUGGCUAAAAAAUGUCAUGAUGCCAAUAAGAAAAAGGCCCCCGCCACCACCACAACCACCACCACCGACGACUCUUCUAGUGGAUACAGCUUCCCGGAAAGCACAAGUGAUCAUAUCGCAAACUCUGGGUCUCCCCAACAAUCAUCAUUAACAAGUGAUGACAUGUCAUCAUCAGGGACCGAGAUAUCAAGUAUAGAAGUACCGAGUGACACGAGCUUUAUUAUAAACGUACAAACUUUUGACAAUUCUAUUCAACAAUCCGCGAAUUUGGACUAUCUUCCCAUCAUAGACGAGACAUUUUGGGAGCCACAAGACUUGUUACCAUCAUUAGAUGCAUCCGAAUUUGACAGCAUUAUGGAGGAUAAUGAUCAAAUGGUACAAUUUGAGACAUUUUUUAGUGAACAAGAACAAAAAAAUAAUAGUAUUAAUGUACAAGUAUACGAUAAUAACGCAGGUCUAGUAAAUUACGGUGAUGCGGAAGAUAAUAUGGAUUUUUGGUUAGAUGUAUUUGUCCAAGCAGGUGGGGCCCCAGAAUUGCCAGAAUUUUAAGCAACUUUUUUGGUGCAUAAUCACAUGCAAAUGAGGGCGGCGUGAAAAGGAUGGAUAAUGGAAAUUAUUUUACCCCACUAAUUAAGAAAUUAUUAUACUGUUGAUUUUUUUUUUUGGUUGGUUAUUUUAUUUUUCUUUUAAAAAUAACCAUUAGGUUUUUUUUUUUUUUUUGUUUUUUGUUUUUUUGUUUUUUGUAUAGUAGUUUAGAUUUCCUUUAGGGUUACAAAAGUCAAAAGUGUACGCUUGUUUUUUGACUGUUAGAUAAAGAGGUUUGAGAGAUUUAUAAAGAAUUAUUUCGGACCAAAAAUCUAUUCAAUGCAAGCAUACUUUCUUACUCUAUGUACAAUUGUGAAAUUAGAGGAUUUAGCAUAAAUAAUUAAGUUAGACUAUAUAACUUUGGGUGUAUUAUUCUGUAUUUUUCAUGAAUAUGUGGUUUUUUUAU
This is a messenger RNA of Chenopodium quinoa (quinoa), 1605 nucleotides long. RefSeq names its product transcription factor MYB4-like. Bases 234 to 1163 code for a protein of 309 amino acids. The record is from RefSeq and is a predicted model, not a curated record. Lineage: Eukaryota; Viridiplantae; Streptophyta; Magnoliopsida; Caryophyllales; Amaranthaceae. The transcript has 3 exons.